AUGAACCACCUCCUCAUCAUCAGAAGACCAGGAGAUGACCACCUCCCUCAUCAACAGAAGACCAAGGAGAUGAACCACCUCCUCAUCAACGGAAACCAAGGUGAUGAACCACCUCCUCAUCAACAGAAGACCAAGGAGAUGAACCACCUCCUCAUCCAACAUAAGACCAAGGAGAUGAACCACCGGCUCACAACAGAAGACCAAGGAGAUGAACCACCUCCCUCAUCACCAGAAGACCAAGGAGAUGAACCACCUCCUCAUCAACAGAAACGCAAGGAGAAGAAUCCAACCUCCUCAUCAAACAUAUGGACCAAGGAGAAGAACCACCUCCGUCACAUCAGAAGACCAGAGGAGAUGAACCACCUCCUCAUCAACAGAAGUCCAAUGAGAUGA
This is a messenger RNA of Knipowitschia caucasica, 393 nucleotides long. NCBI's taxonomy places the organism in Eukaryota, Metazoa, Chordata, Actinopteri, Gobiiformes, Gobiidae. The record is from the annotation of a GenBank genome assembly.